AUGGAUGAAUGGAUUAGGGAAGGCUUAUCACGAAUCUUGGACUUUCAUGUUCCGGAAGAUCUUAUAAAGUAUAUAAAUUCUAUAGAAAAUGAAGACGACCUGAAUGAAUACAUGAAGACUCUUUUGGAUUUCGAUAAUUCUCAACAUAAAUCAUUUUUCCUAGAAAUAUGUAAAAGAAAAUUCCCUAAUAAAGGGAGUUUGCCCACAAAACAGCAGAAGAAAAAAAUUUCAAAAAACAAACAGCCAACAGAGUUUGUUUCUACUGAGGUGCAGCCACCCCAUAUAUUGGAAGCCGAUAGCAAGUCUAAAAAGAAGACUAAAUAUGUCAAUUUGUAUUCCCAGGAAGGCAAAAAUGCACAAGUGGUUUUGCUUAAAGGUAGGCAUCGUUGUGAUUGCCAAGCUUCCAAGCAUGAGCUGAUUAACAAUUGUCUGCAGUGUGGGCGAGUAGUCUGCAAACAGGAGGGGUCUGGGCCCUGUUUAUUCUGUGGCAAUCUUGUUUGUACACCACAAGAGCAGAAGGAAAUCAACGCUAAAACGAAGGCAAGCGCUAAACUCAUGGAAUCUUUAAUGGAGAGGAAUAGACCUAAAGGUUGGGAGGCAGCGAUGUCCCAUAGAAAUAGAUUGCUUGAGUAUGAUUGCACAAGCGAGAGGCGAACGCGCGUGACGGACGACGACAGCGAUUACUUCAGCGCGGGAAGCGUUUGGCUCAACCCCGCAGAGAAGCGCCGCCUCGAGGAGUACCAGAAGACCCUGCACGAGAAGAAGCACGCCUCCAGGCUCACCACCAAACUCACCUUCGACUUUGCCGGUCGGCAAGUGGUAGAAGACAACACGAUUGACUACGACGUGGACGAGGAGAAAGUGCGCAAGAUGGCGAACGGUGACCACGCAGCAACGGUUGCUAAAGCGGGACAAGACUUCGGCGGUAUAGACGCGCCGUUCCUUCAAUUUGACGAGUCGGUGGCGAGUCAAAGCUACUCUUCCGCAGUUAGAGCCCCACCAAGCCUGCCAGUCAGCCGUGUCCAAGAUACGGAAUUGCAGGAGAUGAGUGAUACGGGGCGCUGUCUAUCUAUGCACCAGCCAUGGGCUUCGUUACUCGUUGAGGGCAUCAAACUGCACGAGGGUCGCACGUGGUACACUAACCAUCGGGGCAGACUUUGGAUAGCGUCGACAGCGAAACCCCCCGACCAGAGCGUCGUCAGAGCUCUGGAGAACCAAUACAGGGUGCUCUACCCAGAUAAACAGUUCAAAUUCCCCUCGUUCUAUCCUACUGGCUGUCUUCUGGGCUGCGUCACCGUCGACAACUGUCUACCCCAGGAGGAGUAUCAGAAGCUUUUUCCUGGCGGGGAGAGUGACAGCCCUUACGUGUUCAUCUGCUCAAAUCCGAUCAGUUUGAGGCUUCGAUUCCCAAUAAAGGGGCAGCAUAAGAUAUACACCUUGGACAAGACAAUCCAUCAGGCAGCAGUGAAGUGCAUGCAGAACAUGCCCAAAAUACCGGUCGAGGAGGCGACCGCUGCG
Iphiclides podalirius (scarce swallowtail) is the source of this 1518-nucleotide messenger RNA. Lineage: Eukaryota; Metazoa; Arthropoda; Insecta; Lepidoptera; Papilionidae. The record is from the annotation of a GenBank genome assembly.